This is a messenger RNA of Scedosporium apiospermum, 1494 nucleotides long. RefSeq lists its product as uncharacterized. The record is from RefSeq and is a predicted model, not a curated record. Bases 1 to 1494 code for a protein of 497 amino acids. Gene Ontology annotation, molecular function: transmembrane transporter activity. NCBI's taxonomy places the organism in Eukaryota, Fungi, Ascomycota, Sordariomycetes, Microascales, Microascaceae. Gene Ontology annotation, biological process: transmembrane transport. The transcript has 3 exons.
AUGGAGGCAGAAACGAAGAACUCAGAGUCCCUGCGACCGUCAUCACACCAGGGCACCAUCGACACAAUCAACCCCAAUCUAGCUUCAGACUCGGUCAUCUUGGUAGAUUGGGAGAAUGAACAUGAUCCCCAGAAUCCGUUGAACUGGCCACCCGCGAGGAAAUGGGGCAUCAUCAGCACACUAUCUCUAAUGUGUUUCGUAACCCCUCUCGCUUCCUCGAUGCUCGCCCCCGGAGUCCCUCUCAUCCUCAAGGAUUUCCAAGUCAACAAUAACCAGCUCGCUACGUUCGUUGUCUCGGUUUUCGUCCUCGGAUACGCAACAGGUCCCCUGCUUCUGGCGCCCAUGAGUGAGCUGUAUGGGCGGACAAUAGUCUACCAUGUGUGCAACAUCCUCUUCAUCAUCUUCACCAUCGCCUGCGCCGUUUCCCAGGACAUGGGCAUGCUUAUAGCCUUCCGCUUCUUCGCGGGGUUCGCCGGCGUGGCGGCUCUGACAAUCGGCAGCGGAUCGAUUGUAGACCUUAUGCCGCAGGAGCAGAGAGGUCGAGCUAUAGCUUUGUGGUCUCUUGGGCCUCUGAUCGGACCUGUUGUGGGACCUGUCUGUGCCGGAUUCUUCGUGGAAGAGAUUGGUUGGCGCUGGGUAUUCUGGAUCAUUGCCAUCGCCUACGGAGUUGUCACUCUUGUAUCCUUCGCGGUUCUCCGCGAAACCUACCCGCCUACGCUCCUCAAGCGCAAGGCAGCGCGACUCCGAGAGGAGACUGGAAAUCCCAAUUACCGAUCGAAACUCGAAGGCGACGGAUCUCCGAGGGAGAUAUUCGUAACCGCAAUCAUCAGACCAAUGAAGAUGCUCGUCGCCCUGCCACCCGUCACAAUCAUGUGCUGCUACAUCGCCAUUAUUUACGGGAUACUCUACAUCCUCUUCACGACCUUCACCUUCGUAUACGUGGACAUAUACGGCUUCAACUCCCGUGGUGCUGGGUUAUCCUUUAUUGCUGGUGGUGUUGGCAACAUCCUGGGCCUCAUUUUCACCGGCUUCCUCUCCGACCGCAUUAUCCAGAACAAGCAAGCAAAGGGCCUGACGCCCCAGCCAGAGGACCGACUCAACCUUAUCAUAACGGUCCCAGGCGCUCUUCUCCUACCCCUGGGGCUCAUGAUGUACGGUUGGACGGCUGAGAAGCACGUUCAUUGGAUCGCGCCCAUGAUCGGCACCGGACUCCAGGGAUUCGGCAUGAUGGGUCUGUUCAUGAGCGUCCAGGCCUACCUCGUCGACGCGUAUUCCGCGCACGCCGCCUCCGUUACCGCUGCUAAUGCCGUCCUCCGAAGUAUUCUCGGGGCGAUCCUGCCUUUGUUUGGGCUUGAGGUCUAUGAUUCCUUGGGGCUUGGGUGGGGGAAUACUCUUCUCGGGUUGAUACUUCUUGGCAUGGCACCAGUGCCGUGGGCCUUUGGGAAGUUUGGCGACCGGAUAAGGAAUAAUCCCAAGUUCCAACGACCCUUCUAG